This is a messenger RNA of Ziziphus jujuba (common jujube), 501 nucleotides long. RefSeq lists its product as uncharacterized. The record is from RefSeq and is a predicted model, not a curated record. The transcript has a single exon. The coding region runs from base 1 to 501 and encodes 166 amino acids. NCBI's taxonomy places the organism in Eukaryota, Viridiplantae, Streptophyta, Magnoliopsida, Rosales, Rhamnaceae.
AUGGAGGGUGCCAAGAGUUGCGUAUCCCUUAUGAUGGCUAACAAACCAUUAUCUCUGAAGCAUGGUGAUAUUUUGGCCAAUCCUGAGCUUUACAGAAGUACUGUUGGUGCUCUACAGUACCUCACUAUAACACGACCAGACAUUUCUUUUGCAGUAAACAAGUUGAGUCAAUUUGUUAGAGCACCAACAUUAGCACAUUGGGAAAGCUGCAAAAGAUUGCUAAGAUAUUUGAAUGAUACAAUUUGUCAUGGUUUAAAGAUCCAAGCUUCAUCAAAAUUAUGCGUUCACGCCUUUGCAUAUUCGGAUUGGGCCAGUGAUAAAGAUGACAGGAGGUUAACCAGUGGCUAUUCAAUUUUUCUGGGUUUAAAUCUCAUUUCUUGGUGCUCAAAAAAGCAAGCUGUUGUGGCUAAAUCUAGUAUAGAAGCAGAGUAUCGAUCUAUUGCUCAUGUUACUAUAGAAUUAUGCUGGUUGAGAAAUCUAGCCUCUAAGUUGACGUUAUAA